Lasiosphaeria miniovina is the source of this 1728-nucleotide messenger RNA. RefSeq names its product putative serine dehydratase domain-containing protein. Gene Ontology annotation, biological process: D-serine catabolic process. The record is from RefSeq and is a predicted model, not a curated record. NCBI's taxonomy places the organism in Eukaryota, Fungi, Ascomycota, Sordariomycetes, Sordariales, Lasiosphaeriaceae. Gene Ontology annotation, molecular function: D-serine ammonia-lyase activity. Bases 159 to 1580 code for a protein of 473 amino acids. The transcript has 5 exons.
CUUUUGGAGUCUUAAGCCAGCACGAGAGGGGUGCGUGGAGUAUUUUACAGUCGACGUCUCACACCCUCGUAUCUAAUCCGUAUCUUCACAUGUAUUUGCGCGAUUACCACUUUCAAUUAUUAUUAAAAAAGGAAUAACAACAGGUACGUAUAAGCACCAUGGCUGUUCUAUCCGCGCCAGGUGCUGGUCUCAAGGAGAAGCUGAGGGCCGAGUUUGUCGGCAUGACACUCCAGGAUGUCAUUCCCGUUCCUUCGGCCGUGCUGGACCUGGCGAAGCUCGAGGUGAACUGCCAGCGCAUGCUUGAUGCGACGGACCGUUUGGGGAUUCUUUGGCGCGCUCACAUCAAAUCCCACAAGACGACCGAGCUGACCCGCCUCCAAGUCGGAGACACUCGCAUGACGCAUGUCUCUAUUAUUGCUUCAACUGUCGUCGAGGCCGAAAACAUCCUCCCUCUGCUCAGAGAGUACCAGGUCAAUGGCCGGACCGUCAACCUUCUAUUGGCCUUCCCCCUUUUCCCGUCGGCAGUCUCGCGGCUCGCACGCUUCUCGGCUGAGCUUGGCCCCGCCUCCCUCUCCAUCCUAGUCGACCACCCAGACCAGCUGGCCUCGGCGGCGGCCAUCACGCGCGCCUCGGGCGGCCAUGCGCCUCUCGUCUUCAUCAAGAUCGAUGCCGAGUACGGGCGCGCGGGCGUGGUGCCGUCGUCGCCCGCCUGUGCCGAGCUCGUCGAUGCCGCGCUGGCCGCCGAGAAGGCCGGCGCCUGCGUGCUGCACGGUCUCUACGCCCAUGCUGGUCACAGCUACGGCUCGCGCGGCAACUGGGCCGCCAUGGACUACCUCGUAAAGGAGUUCGAGAUGCUGAGCAGCGUCGCCGCGGUCGUCCGCGACAAGAGCCCGGACCACCCCCUCGUGCUGUCGGCCGGCGCCACGCCCACCGCGACCACGAUCCAGCAUCCGCGGGUCCUCGCUGGUCUUGACGGGGACAAUGAAAGCACUGCAACGUCAACCCACAAGGUCAAGUCCAUCUUCAACACGUCGAAGCUGGCCGGGCUCACCCUCGAGGUCCACGCAGGUGUAUACCCGACGCUAGAUAUCCAACAGUUAGCGACGCACGCAAGAGACUCGUCCCUGAUGACGUGCAAGGACAUUGCCAUCAGCAUCGUGGCUGAAGUAGCAUCCGUCUAUCCCGGCCGCGGAGCCGACGGCACGACGGAGGCGCUCGUGCAUGCGGGCACGUUGGCGCUUGGCCGCGAGCCCGUGGCGGGCAAGGGGGGCGACUACAGCGGAUGGGGAGUAGUGAUGUCGUGGGGGGCAGCUGCGGAAGCACCAGGGCCGGGGCCCGACUUCCCGCUCGUGCACGGGGGCUGGCAGGUUGGGCGCAUCAGCCAGGAGCACGGCAUCCUCGCGUGGAAGGGCAGGAAGGAGGACGAGGUGCCGCUGCGGGUUGGGGACCGCGUGCGGAUCUGGCCCAACCACAGCUGCAUUGCCGGGGCGGGCUUUGACUGGUACCUGAUUGUCGACGGGCGGAAUAAGGGACGCGAGGACGAGGUCGUUGAUGUCUGGCCACGGUGGCGAGGCUGGUGAAAGGCGUUUGAGACGGGUUGAUUGCAUUGGCUUCAUGGUGUUUGUGACAGCUAUAAAGGGGUGGGUAACCUAGAAACGGAUGAUCAUCACAUUCACAUCCCGCGUCAAACACAUCGUCGUCUCACAGGUUUAGGGCAGAUAAGCUGCU